Molecule: messenger RNA, 1566 nt
Organism: Cladophialophora yegresii CBS 114405
Lineage: Eukaryota; Fungi; Ascomycota; Eurotiomycetes; Chaetothyriales; Herpotrichiellaceae
Exons: 1
Coding region: 1-1566 (521 amino acids)
Source: RefSeq, a predicted model, not a curated record
AUGGGUGCCUCGCAAUCGGUUCAGGAUGCGCGAGGCAUUCCGCCAGAGGCCGUCCAGAGAGAGAUGGAAUUGAUUCAUCGACGAUUGGACGCAGUCGCCUUCCCCAACCAAGCGACCGGAUAUGCCGACAUACUCCCUCAUUACCGCGGUGUGAUUUCCAUGAUCGAUCCAAAGUCAAUGCAGCAGACCAUUGCCGUCAUCCACCUAAUGAUCUCCUCCCACGCAAAGGCCACAAGACUGUCGACGACGUACGCAAGCCUGACGGCAGAAUUGUUCGGGUGCCAGAAGAUGCUCAUUACGCUUCACACCAAGAUUCGUUCCUCCAACAUCGCUCUUAUGCAGGUUUCCGGCGCGGAAGAGACUGCGGGCCAAAUGAACGUGGACGCCAUCAAGGAUUGCAAGAUCAAAGAGCUCGCCGACACAAUCACAUCGCUGGUCAACCAGCUGGACCUCGUUCAAACACACUCGUUCCGUAUCCUGCAUGUGAUGUUGAAGGCAAGUGAAGCAUGCACCAGUGGCCAUAACCACCAGCCAAACACAGCCGAAUCGAAUGCCGAGCUCAGUGCUGCGCUUCAAACCCUCGACGAUACCAGCGUCGCCGUAAGUAACAGGAUCUCAUCGGUGAUGUCGAACUAUACCAAAGCGGUUGAAAGAAUUCGAAUGCUUGAGGAAAACAAGAAGCACCAGACUGAUCUGGUGGAACAACUUACGGCAAAUGUGAAAUUGGCCAAUGAUGAGAUUGAAGCCCUGAUGGCACACAUCGCAAAGCUCACGGCAAGUUUGAAAAUGGCCAACGAUGAGAUCCAAGCCCUGAAGGCACGUAACGCAAAACUCGCUGAAGAUUGCCGGGAGAAGAAUAGGUGGGUUUGCGAUAUGAAGGCCAAGAUCAACGGCAUGGGCGACACCAUGAAGCGUGCCGAGUCCAUCGUGCUUGCCGAGAAGGACAGGCUUCGUAAACAGACGAGGGAUCAGGAGGAAAUGAAGCAGUUGAAGGCAGAGGUCGCAAGGCUCAAAGAUCAAAGCAACAAGGUCGAAGCACUCCAUGCAGAGAACGCAAGACUCAAAGUACAGUCUACCAAGGCCGAAGCACUCCGUGCAGAAAUUAGCGGGUUGAAGAGGAAGCUGAAGGAAUCCAACAUCAAGGACCUCGAAAAGCGGCUACACGAGGCCAACGCAGAGCUGGACCACCUCCGGGCACUGUCCAAGGACCAAGAUGAUGACGGCGACCGACCGCAGGACGACCAUGAUACUCACAUUGACGCUGCAUCUUCUGACGAAGAAGGAGCGAGCACCGUAGUCGAAGGUCUUUCUUUUGCCGAGGGAGCGGCUCGGAUCUUGCAGUGCCACAAAGCCGUUCUCGCUGAACUGCGAGCUCAGAUCUCAACGAUGAAGGACGUCCGUGGUGGCUCGGGCUGGAGUAUUGUGCACCGGACAGACGCGAUGGUUAAGCGGAAGACCGGUCGUAUGCUCAAGGACAUCGAUGACUGUCUUGCACUGAGGGAUGCUGGCGAGAGGGAAAAGGAACGUGUGGAGCGAUUGGAGACUGAAGGUUUUCCGGCCUUAUAG